Molecule: messenger RNA, 3102 nt
Organism: Grammomys surdaster
Lineage: Eukaryota; Metazoa; Chordata; Mammalia; Rodentia; Muridae
Gene: Axdnd1
Product: axonemal dynein light chain domain containing 1
Exons: 25
Coding region: 1-3102 (1033 amino acids)
Source: RefSeq, a predicted model, not a curated record
AUGUCUCUCCACAAAGUAUCGGACACUUCGAUGACCUCCACACCAACAUCUGAGGCCAAACAGGCAAAACUGUAUGUAGUCAAGGAGGCAAAAGGGCUUCCUGAGCUAAAGGAGAAAAAAACCAUGGUCAAUCACCUCAAACCCCUUCCUACUUCCCUUCAAAAUGAAUUCAGAAUCCCUGAGGAAGUUCUUCUCUCUCUGAACUAUGCAGCCAAUGCUGGCUCCUGUCCCGAAAACUUAUUGCCUGCGAAGAAACAUAAAGCCCCAAAGGGUACCCUUCCACGGCUUGUAGAUCAUGUCUGGCAGCACCCUAUUCGAAGAGAUAAGUACAAAUACCUGAUUGAUCAUCCUGUCUCCCUAACAGGAGCUGGAAGGGAUAUUUCUUUCCUGUAUGAUGUUAAAUAUGUAAAAGGAGAGACCAGGGAGAACAAACUUUGUCCCCCAAACAAGUCAUCACAGUCACAGAACAGUGCCAUGGUGCCUCAUAAGAAAACAUUAGCAGACACUUUGGUUCCUGAAGAAUUUCAUAUUGUGUCAAAUACAGGAGUUUCAGGGUUGGAGUGUUAUGACGACAAGUACACCACCCUCCUCACCGACAGUGAGAACAGACUGUUACUCUUCCCGUCCAUGAAACCGAAUAAGAGAGUAGAAGUGGUCCAGCUGAACGACGUGAUGGACACCAUGCUGGAGAGGGCUGGAGUAGAAAAUGAGAAUUAUGUGGGGCCAACCAAGAUGCACCAGCUGCUCAACGUGUUGAAGAGAGAACAGAGCAUUUACAACACAGUGUUUCAUGAACUGAUUCGACAGGUCAGUGUGGACUGCAUAGACAGAGGAGAGCUGCUGUCAAGAAUCAGAGAGAAGUAUGUGCAAAUGCUUGACCAUAUCGCCCGGCAGAUGAUUGAAUUUUACAAAGACCUGGUGACUCAGCGCUUGAUGGACCAGCGCAUCUUACAAGAACUGUAUAACUUCAAGAACGUGAUCGAGGAAUUGACCAGGGAACUUUGUCUGGUUCGGGCUCAUGACAGGAAAUUAACACAGGAAGCAGAGACAGUCCAGAAGAACCUGGCAGAAGCUCUUUUGGAAGCAGAAAAGAAUGCCAAGAUAGUAGAAGACUACCAUGACUUAUACACAUUGCAGAGAGGAAGGAUGGAGGCUGACAUUCAACUGUUAAUGACUGAAAGAGACAUUUGGAGCUCAGCCACAUAUGAACUGGCCCUAAAGGUAAUUGAAAGAAAUAAAGUCAUACUGGCCAAAAAACUCUACCUUAGUGAAAAAGGCUGGAAUAAAUAUGCUAAGCAUUUCAUUAUAAUGCUGUCAACUAAGGACACUGGAGACCUUGGAAUGGUGGAGAAGUUGACAGAAAAAUGGAAAAAGUUAGUAAACAAAUUUAAGCAGGAUGUGGAACGCACGGAGGAGGCUUUAAAAGAGAAGUCACAAGUGGUGAAGACUGGGAUCCUCAAGUGGCAGCAGUUCUUCAGUAACAACAUUGAAAAAGAUGUUAUAGUCCCUAAUAAGAGAAGCCCGUUCGCUGUAGCCCUUAAUGACUUCAGGGAGUUUCAAAAGAUGAUGGAUGAGGAGAAAGAGAAGUUUACAGGGGAUUUUCUGUUGUCAAGAUAUGAUACUCUCAAAGUGAUUAAACGCUUACAGGAAAACUGGUCAGACAUAGGGUUUGGGAUACUUAGUCGCCAUAAAAGUAUGGAUGGGUUGUUGCCACCAGAGCACGAGUACAUGGAGGAAAUGAUAAAAAACAUAAGCAAAUUCUACAGAGAAUACGAAAUAAGAAUAAAUGGUGACCAUGGUAUCUCCAAAGUUCUUCCAAACUUGGUCAUUUCUUUAGACAUGUGUGUUUUCAAGUUAGAAAACUUAAUAGGUCUUUCCAAACUGCCCCUUGACGAGUGGCUUGAAAUUGAUGAAAAGAUUAAUGAAAUGAAGUUUCAGCUGGAUGCACUGUUAAACAUUAUUGGUUCCGUUCCACAGGGCAUGGAGAUGGAUUCUGGCUCGGCACUCCAAGCAAAUAUAUAUGAAAUGAUUCAACAAUGGAUUUUGAAGUUAGGCAACGAAAUCACCAAUGGUCACGUUGAACUUCUUCGCCUUAUGGAUGAAUUACAUAUAGCUAUGAUCCGGUGGAUGGUAAAUUUGCUGACCGUAAUGCUUCCUGAUUUUACUGACCAAGACACUCUCCAAAAGAUGAAGGAGCACAACUUAGAGGUCACUGAGGAGCGUGAAAUAGGAGUCGCCGAAUUAGAGAUAAACGCAAUUUCACUGGCCAAGCGGUUGGCGCAAUACUCCAGCCACUUGUACAGUUGCUGCAUAGGCAUGGUGAGAGCAAUGGCCCUGAGUAGAGCUGCUCACUUACAGAAGAAUCCUGCUAAGGACCGUCAGGAACUGGAUAGGAUGAAUAGAGAAUGUUAUGAUUGGAUCAGCACAUGUUCAUACCUCAUUUCUGAUGUCAAAGGGAGGAAAAUACGAUUACUGUCAUAUGAGGAAGCAGAGAAGCUGAUCGGGGAAGAGGAAGCUACAAAAAUUUAUUUUGACCCAGAAAAACCUCCUAUUGAUGAUACUGAUGAUGAAAUUGACUUUAAGAAGCCUGAGGUUCAAGAAAAGGAAGAGCCUACGCCGUCUACAAAUGAGAAAACCAUUCGAUACAUUAAGAAAGAUGAAAAUGUUCAUUGCAAACCUCUGUUUGAAGAAGGCAUAUUUUUAUCCUGGAGAGAACCAGCUAGUCACGGCGUAUUGGAGCCAAAGUAUCUUGAAAUAAUGAGUGUAAUUGAACAUAUGCAGGAGAAGCUAAUAGAGAUGGACGCCAGGGCCAGAGAGGCCGAGGAGAGGUUCGACGAGGUGAAUGAGCAGCUCCAUCACACCCUCAUAAAGAACAGAGACCUGGAGAAGGAGCUAGAAGAGUUGGUGAAGAAAACCACAAUGGGGUCACAGGUAAAGACAGAAGGCACCAAGGAGGACAAUGAGGAGGACGGAGGUGAGGAAGAUGGAGAGGAACACCAACAAGUAAAGAAGUCCCCAAAAUCUGCCAAGAAAGAAGCACAGUCCAAGGACGGGUCUGAAGCAUCUGGAAGUCGGACCAAACCUAAGACCAAAUCCAAAUAG